Molecule: messenger RNA, 1671 nt
Organism: Rhinocladiella mackenziei CBS 650.93
Lineage: Eukaryota; Fungi; Ascomycota; Eurotiomycetes; Chaetothyriales; Herpotrichiellaceae
Exons: 1
Coding region: 1-1671 (556 amino acids)
Source: RefSeq, a predicted model, not a curated record
AUGACUGAUCCUGCCAAAGAACAAAAUAUCGUUGGAAGCGACCCAAUGUCUGCCUUGUCGAGCGAGUCUGUUUCAUCAGUCAGUCCCAGCAGCCCACCGCAUUCGAUAAUAUCGUCGAAUCCCUCCGAGGAUCAGGAUGAUCAAACGCGAAUUCAACCAGUUCAACAUAACGGAUUUGUCGUUGACUCCGGGCCAAACGCUCUGCAUCUCGACGCCGAAGUCGAUGGAGAUGUCGGACGACAUGGCCCGGGCGGCCCAGAACACAUCAUUCACAUAUCAAGCAUUGAACGUUGUAUGCCUCGAUCGUACAUUCGCAUUUGCUUGGCAUAUCGCUUGCCAGACCCAGAUAUGCUCCCCGAGGUGGAGAAGAAACUGAACAGCUUUAUUAGGAGAACGAUUGAUGCGAAGCCGUACCUGUGCGGCUACGUGGUGGCGGUCCGAGAGCCGGGGAACCGGGUUGGUGCAAUCGAAGUACGCUUCUCCGACAGAGACUUUGUGGAAUUUCCCCGAGUCAACUUCCGCCGCCUCACACAUGCAGAGGUCCCAUAUAGUUACGAUGAUCUCGACCGGAUGGGCUUACCUCCGAGCAUCAUCAAGCCCGAACUCAUUUCCGCAUUGGCCGAAUCUGCUGACGAAGAUCGAGCUCCCGUGUUUCGUGUCCAAGCAAAUCUGGUGGAAGGAGGUCUCAUUGUCUCCGUCUACUUACACCAUUGCAUCUCCGAUGGCACCGGAAUUGGCAUGUUGAUAUCAGGCAGUGUGCUGAAGGACGAAUUCACUUUUGACCGUCCCGUCGAUGCCGACGGCCAUGACAUGCCAGGUCUUUCGUCGAGACUGCACGCAUAUGCCAACCGCAAGAGUGUCGUCAGAGAGGCGCUCUCGUACAUUCCCGAAAAUCUGGUCUAUGAUCGACAGCUGAAGUGCAAGAGCACCAGUGCGGCAUCUCCGGUGAAUCAUCCCACCAGGCCUCGUGGACGUGGCUGCGUCGUCGCCUUCUCCUUGGAAAAGCUGGCGGAGGUCAAGAGAUCGUUGGAAUGUCAUGCUGAUGGUAAUUUCAUGACACCGAAUGACGUUCUCCUGGCAUUGCUCUGGCACCACAUGACCAGGGCCCGGGCGCCGUCGCUGUUGCAAAGCAGCCAGAUCACUCACUCCAAGCUGCUCAUCCCCAUCAACAUCCGAAACAAGCUUGGAGAACCGCUUCCGGAGUCCUAUUUCGGUGCUGCCAUUGAUUUUGCCGCCUGUGAGCAGCCAAUCCCGCCUCUGGCGAACGCGAGUACUCCUCAAAUCGUGCAAACGGCCAUGGCGAUACGUAAAGCCAUCAACAGUGUCGACGAGCCGUAUAUUCGGCAAGCCAUCGCUCUGGCAAAAUACGCAGGACCCGACCGUGAUGUUCGAGACUUGCAAGCGAGCAACAUGGAUCGAGCCAACGGAGCCGACAUGUACGUAACAAGCUGGGAGAAGUUGAAGUGCUAUGAGACCACAUUCGACAUGGAUCUGGGGCCACCCGACUGGGUGCGUAAACCAUGGUCGAAAGACCCUGGUUCGUGCAUCGUGCUUCCGUACGACGACCGAAAGGAAUUCAUCGAAGUCGUCAUUCAAAUGACAGAAAUCGAUAUGGAACGAUUACUGGACGAUUGCGAAUUCAUGCAAUAUGUUGUCAGAGUCAUAGACUAA